Drosophila simulans is the source of this 558-nucleotide messenger RNA. RefSeq lists its product as uncharacterized. Bases 1 to 531 code for a protein of 176 amino acids. The record is from RefSeq and is a predicted model, not a curated record. The transcript has 5 exons. Lineage: Eukaryota; Metazoa; Arthropoda; Insecta; Diptera; Drosophilidae.
AUGCGAGCGUUUUUUCUUAUAUUAAUUAUUUUGGGAUAUUUUGCAAUUGUUUUCAACUACGUGACGUUCACAAAUUUAAAGUGCGGAACACGAGGCGAAAAGUUUGUUGACUUUGAAAAAUGCUUCAUUAAAGCUGUGAAUCGCACUCACAAGUACAUAGAUCUUCAUAUAAAACUGCAUCAAAAAGUAGUAAAUAAUGUCACAGCUAAUGUCAAACUAAUGCGACACAAUAAUGGCUAUAAACCAUUUUUCGUAGAUAUAACUAUUGAUGUUUGCAAGUUCUUAAAGGAUCCACGACAGUCGAUUGUUAAAAAGAUCUAUGAUAUAUACAAGAAUAGUUCGAACGUCAAUCACACAUGUCCUUAUGAGGACGAUGUCAUUGUGGAUCACCUUUGGACUGGAAACUUGGAGUCAGAUAUUAUGAAAUUCAUUCCAUUGAUUGAUGGCGAUUACGCCAUAUAUUCCGAGUGGUCUGUUUAUAAUGUUGCUCGUGCCUUUAUAAAUAUAUACAUAAGAGUGUCAAAAAUAUAAAUCUGUGCGCUCAGUGGCGGAGGUCAU